CUUUAUUUUGAAGGCGAGUUGCUCUCUCCUCUAGUUUCCGGCAGGCUCCGCACGACAGUCAGACGCCCGCUCGUUUACACACGAGACAGCUUUGCGUGUUUCAGCGCUCCAAGUUUGGUGUUUCUUCCCACAAAGUGCCUUGGAAACAUUGUAAGUCCUGUGUCUGUUUUAUGAGUGACAUGAAGACGUUGUGUGUGCGUGUAAAUGUAGAAAUAGUACUGUGCAACAAUAGCUUGUUCUACUGUUUAGCUUGUUGCUACUUAGCAUGCAGCUUCUUUGCUCGCUAGCUCACUCCUCUGAGGGAGGGUGCAAUGUUUGGAAAUGUCAAUCUUAUUCAUGUGUGGCUUUGAGUCUUACAUGGGCUAUUUACAUCACUUUAUGAGCACUCUUUACAUGCUAUUGUGUGAAAACAUGUUAUGCAGCAAACAUUUAUGGAAAUGUAGUUACUUAGUAGUGUUUAUUUGACAUUUAGUUUGUGUCUCUUUAUACAGUUUUACAACAAAAAAGAGAAGAUAAAAGCAAAAAUACAUUCAAGGAAAAGAGAAAACAAAGAACGAAAUGACCAAUUAGACAAGAAGAAAGGAAAAGUGCAUUCUCCGUGAAAACCACUAAAGCUUCUUAAAGAUUUCCUUGGGAUCUUCAUGUUAGCUAUCUGUCAACUUGUUUACGUCACAGACACGUAGGACGGAAUACUAUUUAAGAGUUUUUGUACUUUUAACCAUUUUCCCACAUUCAAUUGAUAAUUUGAAAGCCAAUUAGAAAAUGUUUUUACUUUCAUAAAUCAAUAUUUAUGCAAAACAUUUUUUGCUUGCAGUAUAAUAAUGUUUACAAACAUUUAUAUGUUACUAUCAUCUAUAUAUAUGUCAAAUGUGAUCUCUUUUAUUGUGAAUGGGGACAUCUCCACACCCUUAGACAUGUUUGUCAACACUAUUAUGCUGCAAGCAACAAUUUUUAUACAUAUAUGUCGAUUUCUGAAGUUAAAACCUCAAUCAAUCAAUCAAUCAAUGUUUAUUUAUAUAGCCCUAAAUCCCAAGUGUCUCAAAGGGCUGCACAAGCCACAACGACAUCCUCGGUACAGAGCCCACAUAAGGGCAAGGAAAAACUCACCCCAGUGGGACGUCGAUGUGAAUGACUAUGAGAAACCUUGGAGAGGACAAGACCUACAUGUUUUUUAAUUGGCUUAAUGGUUUCAAAUUACCAUUUCAAUCUUGGACAAUGAUUAAAAGUACCAAAUACCUUCAAUUGGGUUAGGGUUAGGGUUGGGGUUAGGGUUAGGUUUGGGGGUAGGUUUUAGGCCCCCUGGAUGUCUGGUGCCCAAUUUGGAGAUCCAAAGGAGCUCCGCCCGGUGGCGUUGGGCGAGGCUCCAUUUGGGAUCCGUCUCUACGACAGUCGCCCGGACGGAAGACCACCCGUGUCGGAGAAAAUGCUGCACCAGGCCCCCUGGAUGUCUGGUGCCCAAUUUGGAGAUCCAAAGGAGCUCCGCCCGGUGGCGUUGGGCGAGGCUCCAUUUGGGAUCCGUCUCUACGACAGUCGCCCGGACGGAAGACCACCCGUGUCGGAGAAAAUGCUGAACCAGACUAUGAAGGGCCUCGACUUCUCCGCGUGUCAAAUUGGGAGCGACCGCAGGUGCGCAACCCGAACCGGACAUGGAGAGCCCGUCGGACCGGACCAUAGCCUGGAAUUCCGGAGGCAUAAGUCCAGGCCCCCUGGAUGUCUGGUGCCCAAUUUGGAGAUCCAAAGGAGCUCCGCCCGGUGGCGUUGGGCGAGGCUCCAUUUGGGAUCCGUCUCUACGACAGUCGCCCGGACGUAAGACCACCCGUGUCGGAGAAAAUGCUGAACCAGACUAUGAAGGGCCUCGACUUCUCCGCGUGUCAAAUUGGGAGCGACCGCAGGUGCGCAACCCGAACCGAACAUGGAGAGCCCAUCGGACCGGACCAUAGCCUGGAAUUCCGGAGGCAUAAGUCCAG
This is a messenger RNA of Nerophis lumbriciformis (worm pipefish), 1967 nucleotides long. The record is from RefSeq and is a predicted model, not a curated record. NCBI's taxonomy places the organism in Eukaryota, Metazoa, Chordata, Actinopteri, Syngnathiformes, Syngnathidae.